GAGAAUCUAAUUCUUGAAGCGACGCUAAGGCAAGCCGAUUUUCUGUUUACUGCGGGAUAACUUGUUGAAUGUUGAGAGGGCGGGGUUGUCGGUGUUUCCACUUUUUUGGCUGUCGCUCUCGUCCGGUGCCUUCUCGUGUUUCUCGCGACUGCUUCUCCGCUGUUUUCUCCGGACGCGAGAGUUUACGGACGUUCGUUGUUUUGUCUCGGCGCGGGUGAUGUUUAGGAUGCUCGUUUUUCCGUUGGUGGACUAUCGAUAGCGCGACACGAGAGAUUCUUCCUCGAAAUGUCCGGGUCAAAGUCGGGGCCGGCGGGGCUGCCUGUCGUUGCAGUCAAGCACCCGGGAGUUCUUUCUGUCGCGAACUUGGAUCUUUCUACGCCUGAAAGUGUCAGCAGGUCCGUCUCUCCUGAUGAGGUGGUGACCAUGGAUUCUGUUGCCAUCGAUGACGCGUCGAAGGCGCCGGGAAAUUACCCAGAAAUGUCCGUGCCUGGUUCAGCCGGCUCGGCAAAAACCAAGUUCAACUCUACUCUGGCGUACUUAACCUUCCUCUUUGUCGGCGCCAACUCGUUGGUGAACUGGGCAUUCGUGAUGCAAAUUAUCCCGUUCAUCGCGCACUCGUUUCUAGACAACCAGGACUGGAACAACACGCUUCUCGGUUCGUUUCAGGCCAUCGAAGUCGUCGUCCAGCUGGCAAUGCUUGAACUGGGAAGCACACACGUCAACGCGGUGUGUCUCGCGGGAGUCAUCAACGCAAUCGCGGGGCUGCUGAUAGCUCCUCUCACUCUCUACACCAACGAGACCGUUUCUGUCUGGAUGCUGCACCUCAUCUGCCUAGUUCUCGGCGCGUGCUCCGGCAUCUAUCAGGGUUCUGGCUACGCCAUUGCCUCCAUGAUGCCGCGGAACUUUGUCAGCGCUGUGUCAACAGGCCAGGGGUUGGCAGGCCUGUUUGUCUUCGCCGUUGUGGUUGGCGUUUCCUUUGCGGUUUUCGACGUCGAUACGCCGGCAGGGACAGAAGGCAUGGUGUGGACAGGUUUCUCGAUUUCCGCGGUGCUCUCGGUGGUUUGCGCUGUCGUUUUUUUCCUCGUCAUGCGACAGUCGUGGGCGGUGGCGUGUCUCACGCGCGUGCGGGAAGAGCGCGCCCUCAAGCGCGCUGCUGCGGGGGUGGCGAAGACGAAAAAGGAAGAGCCGCGGAAAGAUUUUGCGGACGGUCGGUCUGUUGGGAACGAGGAGCCGUUUCGAGGUCCGUCUUCGCAGAUGACUGUGGUGACGAUGCUGACGCCCGAGGAGCUGUCGAAGGAGGUUGAGAUCGACGACGGCCGACGAGCGAUGACUCAGAACGAAACGCAGAAGAGUCAAGUUGGGGUGCGUCCGUGGCCCGCGGUUUUGAAGGACGCGUCGCCCUGGCUCUUCAUGUUGAUUUUUCACAUGUUCACCAGCUUCCACUUGUUUCCCAAGGUCGGGCCGCUCUCGUGGAACUACGUGGAUCCGCCGAAGAACCACCUCGUCAUCUUGUUCGGGAUCUUCUACGUGACUGAGUUCGUUGGCAGGUCUCUUCCGGACCUCUGCACCAUCCGCGGCCUCGGCUUUUUGCACCUGUCUCGCCGUAUGUUCGUCGUGGCCGAGUUCGCGCGCCUGCUCUUCUUCCUCCCCUUCGUCCUUGGGUACGCGGUCAGCAACACGCCUUUCCUCAACAACUUCUACUGGUACUGCAUCCUCAUAGCGAGUCUCUCUCUCACGCAAGGCUGGCUAGGUACACUUGCGUUCUACUACGCCGUUAACAGCGUCGAGUCCCCGGCCGAGAGAGAACUGACCGGUCCCAUGGCAGCCAUCGCCUCGCCCUUUGGCUGCGUCAUAGGUCUCUACACCGCUGCACCGUACUAG
Toxoplasma gondii ME49 is the source of this 1881-nucleotide messenger RNA. Its product is annotated as nucleoside transporter protein. Gene Ontology annotation, molecular function: nucleoside transmembrane transporter activity. Lineage: Eukaryota; Apicomplexa; Conoidasida; Eucoccidiorida; Sarcocystidae. Gene Ontology annotation, biological process: nucleoside transmembrane transport. Bases 286 to 1881 code for a protein of 531 amino acids. Gene Ontology annotation, cellular component: plasma membrane. The record is from RefSeq and is a predicted model, not a curated record. The transcript has 2 exons.